AUGUCUGAACGUUCCGAAGCAUCCAACUACACCUGGCUGAAAUAUCUGUGUGAUCUCGACCUUGGCCGCGAGCUUGCCGUCCAAAAUUCCAGUGGCAUUGUUCGCGUUGCUGUUCUUUCUUGCAUGAAACAGCACAAAUCAACCCGCGAGCAUUUUGCAAAGCUCCGAAUGCUGGACCCACAGCCGCGAGGAAUUGAAAGAGUGCUUGCUGCGGUGAAUCGCUCUGCGUCCUCAAACAAGAUCAAGACUCUCUCAAAUGUCUUCCGGAAUGAAGUACAGGAUCAGGUUGUGGUCUCCGGGAUCUCAAAGAUUAGAGAAGUGCUUGCUGUGAUAGGAACAUCAACAUUCUCAUGGCCGUUCGUCGCUAGUACUGAGUCCGACUUCACACGAUGCCUAAACGCUGCGUAUACAACCUAUGCACCCGUCCUUGCAACUUAUGUUCCAUUUGGAAACGCUGGUAAUGGCACGGCUUGGGAGAAUGGUAAUGGGAGAUUGGGCAUAGAGGAUAUCGCCGGAAUAAAUCUCGCAGGGACCGCGGGAGUUGUGACUGAGUCGACGCCUGUCAAACCCCCGAAAGGUUCUUCCAAGCGUCGAGCGACUAUGGACUACCUAAACGACCUCCUUGCCCUUCCAAAGCCGAUUGUGGACGCUUUUCAAUUCUUUGCAGAGCCGCGGGCAUUCGCAUUUGCUCAUCUCACACCCACGGUGUCGGGGAUUCAUACUUCGGUGGGAUUGGAAAAUGGGGGUUGA
Molecule: messenger RNA, 750 nt
Organism: Hyaloscypha bicolor E
Lineage: Eukaryota; Fungi; Ascomycota; Leotiomycetes; Helotiales; Hyaloscyphaceae
Exons: 3
Coding region: 1-750 (249 amino acids)
Source: RefSeq, a predicted model, not a curated record